Molecule: messenger RNA, 2984 nt
Organism: Varroa destructor (honeybee mite)
Lineage: Eukaryota; Metazoa; Arthropoda; Arachnida; Mesostigmata; Varroidae
Product: low density lipoprotein receptor adapter protein 1-A-like
Source: RefSeq, a predicted model, not a curated record
UCUCAGUGUGCUGUUCGCACUUGUCUAUUUCUAAACAUUGACUGAGAACGUCACACCUCAGCAACGUCGUAAUCAAUUACUGUAGCAUACCACGGCACGAGGUACCCAUCAACAUUACCAUUGGCUUGGAAACGAUAUCAUCGCCAGCAUCAGCGUCCUCAACUGCUCUCGAAUGAAGUAACUCUAUGGUGCCCACCUCUAAAAUUUAUCCGUGUUUAUAGUAGCGGCAGCAAGCGCCGUUACGCGAGUGGGCUAGCGCGAAAAAUUUUCUACAGGCGACAUCGUUGCUUUGAGGGGCGAGGGUCAACGAGCCGAACGGUGAGGGUGGCUUAGUUGGUGUUCUCGCGCGUAGUCAAUAAUAACCAGACGGUAGUGCAUAUUGCGGGCACCGGGAGCUGAUGUAUAAGAGACUGGCUGUGAAAAGUGAAGAUCAACAUACUGUGCAGUGGUCGCGCAACUGCCAUCGGUAAUAUUGCACCUCACAGCGAACUUCAAUGCGAUCGAAUUUGGCGCUCCAACUGUUGAUGUUCAGAACAAUUGUUCGAUAAACCCAACUUUUCCGAGUAGAUUACGGAUUUAGGUGACUUCAUCGAUACUUUUUAUGAGUGUAUGCGUGUGUGUGAAAACGGGUGAUCAAGUGCUAGCCAUUGGAUUAACUGUAGUGAGCUAAAACUGACACAUAAAUAUUAGAAAACAUUGUGCCAGUGUCAGCCGUGUUGAAUAAAUUCAGGAUGAGUUCCGGGUGGAAAAACAUGUCGGGAAUUCUCGGCAAAUGGAAACACAAAAAGCUUUCGGAAGAAUGGUCGACCACUCCGGGGGCAAAGGAGCCUGUGCAGGAGGGAGUUACUUUCUAUCUCAAAUACCUUGGAUCUACUUUCGUUGAAAACGCGAAGGGAGAGGCAUCCACUGCGGAGGCGAUUAAAAAGGUAGUCGCAUUGGCCAAAGCCGGCGGUAAGAAGCUUAAACGUGUUGCUGUGUGCAUAUCACCAAACGGCAUUCAGACGAGGGAGAUGCCUUCGGAAGAGCUUCACCUUGAUGUUACCAUCUACAGGAUCUCAUAUUGUUCGGCGGACGCGACCUAUGAGCGAGUGGUUGCAUUCAUAGCAACAAACAAAAAUGAACUAAUGGAGUGCCAUGCCUUCCUCUGUUCAAAGCGACGCGUGGCGCAAGCUGUAGCACUAACGAUUUCGCAAGCGUUCAAUCUUGCCUUCGAACUGUGGAAGAAAUCCCGACAGGAUGCAGAGAAGGGUAACGCGGUCGAAGACGACAAGAAGGAGAACAAGACUCAAGAUGACAACCUGCCUCCUCUCAUUGAUCUUUCGCCGGUAGCAGAUGUGAAGCCAGCACAGCCCUGGACAACGUUCGAGGACCAAAGUCAUGUGGAUGAGCUAUUCGCACAGCUUGGCCAAGAAAGUCAAUGUGGACAGCCGCUUGCAGAUAUCGACCGGGGAACGUUUCAGAAGCAGCAACAACAGAAUCAAUUGGCUUAUGAUGCACAUCACGAUCUGUUUAAUCUGUAAAGAUACACAGCAUUAUUUUCGUCUGAAUGGCGAUACGCAGUUUAAGUGAGGCCUCAAUGGCAUCAUUAAAGAGUCUCCGGCAGAAAUCAUACUAUUCGUACACGAAUCACUUAGCUCAUCAGUUAAUUAUCUCGAGAUCGAUUCGAAGCUUGUUUCACAUUCAGAUAUGAAAACAAUCGAUUCAUAGCAGAUUUCACUAGACGCUCACGAGCGCACCCUAGCUUCGAGUUACGAGAUAUUUUCUAGACUAAAAGACACAUACAGCUAUUGUAAGCUUCGGAAGCUGGUAACUUGACUGAGAUGCCUACCAAAAGACGUAAGAUAUACGAUCGAGAUGGGGUGAUGAAAAAAGUUUUUUCUCAACUUGCGCGCAUCUUUCACAGCCCAAUACACUUACGAUUUUGUUAAUAGACAUCAUAGACGAUUUUGAGUUGUUAAUGGCAAAGGAAUUUACCUUGUCUCUAAGAAUCUCCACAAGUAAUCAAUACAUCCUGUGAAUAGUUGAAUGUAUGGUUGUUUCACUCCAACUACAUUAAAUUAAUUUCUUUAUUAUAUUUAUAUUGUUGUUAUCCCGACAUCAAAUUAAGUCCGGUUCUGUGAGAGAAGAGCAGUAAUCAUAUAUAUAGAAGCUUCUUAUAAAUUCCAAACAGUUUUUCAAUGCAAGCUAAGGAUCGAUCCCGGCAUUUUAUCGUUAAGGAGCUCCGCCGAUACUCUGGCGAUACAUCAGUCCAUUUUAUAUAUUAUAUACUCUCUCUGUGUAUUUUGCUUUAAAACAAAAACAAACUUGUAAAUCAGUGACGUGCGGUCUCAUUAGUACCUACCUAAUAACAUGAUUUCUAACGACUUCUGACUUAACAUGAGUGCGGAAGCUGCCAAAAAAGAGAAAAACAUUUUCACUAUACAGGCGAUAGCAACAAAAAGAUUUUGUUCCGAAAAACAGACACUCGUUCACAUUUACGUAUGCGCACGAGUGCAUGUACUGCAGAAGAUUAUCUUUGAUUAUGUACACUGCAAAGUCCGAAUAGAAAACAAGGCAAUAUUUCAUAUAUUAUUUGAUUUAGAUAUAUUUUAAUAAUAUAAUAUUUACGGAUGGCGAUAAUGUAUCAUUAAUAUUAAAAAGGUAAAUGAUACAUUACGCUCUUCCAUUGACCUUGUCAAAGGAAAUAGCCACAUCGCUCUUUUAUUUUGAUUGAUUACACAGAAAAUGUGAGAUAAUAUGCUAGGUAUGUAGCAUUUAAUAGUGACAACCUAGGUACUGAGUUGAGUGAAAAGUUAUAAAAAAAAAUUCUUUUUUACACCCCACGAGCCUCUCAUGUAAUCGUGGAAAUAGAUAAUAAACGUGCAAGAACUGUUACUACAUUCCAGAGACGUUAUUCCAGAGAAAUAACGGUAGCAUCGGUGAUGAUGAUGGUGCUAUUCAUCAUGAUAAUAAAUAAUGGUAAUAUUAAUCUUUACUACUUUGUA